Molecule: messenger RNA, 1715 nt
Organism: Aplysia californica (California sea hare)
Lineage: Eukaryota; Metazoa; Mollusca; Gastropoda; Aplysiida; Aplysiidae
Biological process (GO): sensory perception of taste
Cellular component (GO): axon; neuronal cell body; dendrite
Source: RefSeq, a predicted model, not a curated record
CAUGGAAACCGCUCUGGUGUAGAAAGAGUUAAGAUAAAAAGCUUUGUUACUAAAAGUAGUUAAAGUCAUAGUCAAGCCAGAGCUAGCUAUUGAUUGUGCGUUACCUCCCCUGUUUGGAUGAUUCGUUCCGGACAGGAGCAGUGAUAAUAUUUGCCUUCCACUUGCUCUAGAGCGUUUUAAUUGCUCGUCGACGUCAGCAGUUGCAAUAGAGAAAAUACCGGAGUCCAGUUUUUGUGGAGCGGUUCCAGUGGCCGGAUGUGGUGGGGCUUUAUGUCAAAACAAGGUGGAAAAGCAUCGUCUAGGAUGGAGAGUGUUAUGGGUUUGUGACAAGAACUACUCUCUGUGCUGAUGAUUAAAAAUACUGUGGUGAAUUCAUGAAAACUGUGUACUUUCACUUCUUAGAAUAUCGAAAGUCUGUUUGGAACGUGCACACAAUGUGCAGGAUGCUCGUGGCUUUUCCGUUCGUCUUUGGACACCUUGUGUGAAAGGUAACGCCUGAUAAAUAAACUUCAUUGUGAUUAAAAGAGAUUAAAACAAUGAAAGAAGUAAACACAGUCAUAAGACUAAAACCGUGGAUUCCCUCCUCGCAAAGUUCAGAGACUGCGCCAAGGCUCGCUCCCAAAGUCCGACAAAGUGCAGACAUCGGACACACUGUUUGCGAGAGUUCAGAAACAAACAUGACGUCACGUCUGGAAGGGAUCGUCAAGACUUCGUCACGAGUUCAGCCAGAGGCGGAGGUUUCGAAACGCGAGCGUGACGCCGAAGAGUUCUGCAAACUUCUUAGAUUACCCAAAAUUCUCUUAUGGUUUGGCGCUUUGAAAGUUCCCACGAGAGUUCCACACCUGCCCAGGAGCGAAAGCCAGAGAUGCUGUGGCAAGGUCUUAUUCCAUAUGUUCCAAGCAUGUAUGUUCACCAUGCACGUUCUGAACAUGGUGAGAGUUAUCUGUCUUUGUGUGGACCAUAUCCCCAGCUCUGAAGAUACGUCAAGAACGAUGGCUAUUGGUGCCUUAACCUUCAUGUUGUUUGGCCAAACCCUCUACAUCUCCGAACAUUGGACUUUGAUGUUUCGAUUCCAGAAAUUUCAAGACCAUCUGUGGCAGUACAACAGGGAUUUUGGAUUUCUUCACGACCUUACUAAGCAUAAGAAAUUCGUGUUCUUCUUGUUUGUCUCUGGUGCUGUGAACAAAAUAUCGUUCACUUUAGGCUGGUUGCUGUUUGGUAUUAUAAACCAUAUUGAGUUUAUAGUGUACCCGUUCAAAGACAUUCAUGAUAUCCGUAUUCUGAUUCUGGGCUCUCUCAACAGUGGGAUUACUUAUUUCCUCUCGGGUGUUCCUGUUUUCGGUUUCUUCGUGCUGUACACAGUGAUCCUGCACGUGCUGGUUCAUGAGUUCAAGGCCACGGCAGAAGUCAUGAGACAGACGUUGUCUGGUGGAGAUGGAGGGCAAAUGGAGGUGGAGUUUGAUCAGCACAGUCCUCAUCUCCUCAGGGCGCGCCACUCAUGUUUGGCUCAAGUCGUGACCUCAUUCAGCCACCAGACACAAACGUUUGUGACCUUGACCCUUAUCUUCUUACUGAUGGACAUCUGUUUGUGCGUGUACGGCGUGAGCAGCUGGCAGGCAAACACAACCAUCAUCGGGUGUCUGACCAGUGUGGGAGCGUUCCUCGUCUUCACCGUCUGUGCGCUCGUUAUUCUGUGGACGAGAGUCCAUACUGAG